This is a messenger RNA of Impatiens glandulifera, 2277 nucleotides long. RefSeq names its product probable protein S-acyltransferase 22. Gene Ontology annotation, molecular function: protein-cysteine S-palmitoyltransferase activity. The transcript has 9 exons. Gene Ontology annotation, cellular component: Golgi apparatus; endoplasmic reticulum. Bases 269 to 2011 code for a protein of 580 amino acids. Lineage: Eukaryota; Viridiplantae; Streptophyta; Magnoliopsida; Ericales; Balsaminaceae. Gene Ontology annotation, biological process: protein targeting to membrane; peptidyl-L-cysteine S-palmitoylation. The record is from RefSeq and is a predicted model, not a curated record.
CCCUUUUCUCUUUUAUCAUCGUCGCCGUUCAAGUUCUUCUCUUUCUCCUUCCGUAUAUCUAAGGUAAAAGCCCUUUUCAAGAAGAAGAAUCCCAGACAUUGCUUCGCCAAUGACAGAACUUGCUGAAAUUGGCUCAACCGACUUCAUUUGUUUCACUUGCGGAUGCAACUUAGAGACAGAGAUCUGACCCUUUUUUCCAGUAAAUACAUCGAAGCAAGGAAAGAUAUAAUCAACCCAGAAGAAGGGGUUUCAACAUUUCACGGGAGAAAUGAGAAAACAUGGAUGGCAGCUUCCUUAUCAUCCUCUCCAGAUUGUUGCAGUUUCUGUAUUUACUGCAUUGGGUUUUGCUUUCUACGUAUUCUUUGCCCCUUUUGUCGGCAGAAAACUCUUCCAAUAUAUCGCAAUAGGGCUCUAUACACCUCUGAUUCUUUCUGUCUUCAGCUUAUAUAUAUGGUGUGCAGCAUCUGAUCCCGCUGACUCUGGAGUUUUCAAGUCCAAAAAGUACAUAAACACCCAUGACAGCAAAAAACCAAAUGACGAAUCUUCAAAGGAGGAUAUUCGCUCAGCCAGGAGAGCAACUGAAUUACCUCGACACCCAUCCUGGGCAUUUGGUCUUUUAGCUCUUAUUCCAUGCGCCUCCCUCUGCAACAAAUGCUCGAACCCACAUGAAGAAUCAACUGAGCAACAGCUUAGUGAAGAUGGCAUGUUCUAUUGUAGUUUAUGUGAAGUAGAGGUUUUCAGGUACAGCAAGCAUUGUAGAGUUUGUGAUAAAUGUGUGGACCGGUUUGAUCAUCAUUGCAGGUGGAUUAAUAACUGUAUAGGCAAGAGGAACUAUAAGAUGUUCUUCACACUAAUGGUUUUCGCUCUUCUCUUGCUUAUACUUCAAUGGUCAACCGGGAUUCUUGUGUUAAUCUGUUGUUUUAUUGACAACAAGAGAUUCUCAGUCGAUAUUACCUCGAAGCUAGGGAGUAGUUUCUCUGUAGUCCCUUUCGUGAUUGUCGUGGUAAUUUGCACCUUGUUGGCUAUGGUUGCGACGCUGCCAUUGGUUCAGUUGUUCUUCUUCCAUAUUCUCCUAAUGAAGAAGGGGAUUAGCACGUAUGAUUACAUCAUAGCUCUACGGGAGCAAGAACAAGGAACCGUUGGAGGAGGUCAACAAAGUCCUCAGAUGUCAACCGCCAGCUCGAUGACCGGGUUAAGUAGCGUGAGCUCUAUGAACACAUUCCAUCGAGCCGCAUGGUGUACACCCCCACGUCUCUUCGUCGAAGAUCAGUUUGAUGUGGUCCCACCCGACACAGGAUCGGUUAGUUCAUUCGGAAAGAAAACAUUAAUGGACGAACCGAUGAAGAAAAAAACUGCAGCUCCGGUUAAGAUCAGUCCAUGGACUCUAGCCCGGUUAAAUGCCGAAGAUGUUUCAAAAGCAGCUGCUGAAGCGAGAAAGAAAUCGAAAAUCUUGCAGCCUGUGGUCAGACGAGAGGAAGCUAAACGAGACAAUGGCAGUAGAAGACGAGCCAGCAAACGAGUUCGUUUAACCUCGGACCGACCCUUCGAACCCGACACAACUAAAUCCUCGGAUGGCAGUGUUUACAAUCUUAUUCGCGAAACCUCGACGAGUUUCGCUCCUCUACGGAUAGAACCACGAGGUGCAUUCCUGUCAAACCUAGCCGCUGUUUCGAGUUCGACAGUUGUCGUCGGUUCCUCGCCCGAAAGCAGUUUGGAUUCCCCUGAUUUACAUCCCUUUCCAAUUUCUAAUUCGGGUAUUGAGGAUGCUCGGAGAAUGACUUGUUUAUCGGCUGCGAGCGCUGCUGCUUUGAAGGGAAUCCCGUUAUCGGGAUCAGCCAGCGACGGCUAUGAAGCAUCGGGUGGAGAAGAUAGUGAUCGAGUUCCGUAUAAAUUUGAACCGAGGUCAAUGAACUACAAUAGUGUGUUUGUUCCUGACCAGCAGCAGCAGGAGCGAAUGGUGAGACUGAAGGGAUCAACUUCUUCUAGCCUAACUAACAUCAGAAGCAUUUGAAAAUAUUGUUCUUUUGUUUGUUUUGUUGUCGGGUUUCGACGACGAUGAUGAUGCCCAUUUGAUGACAUUAGACUCGACCGAGAUGGAAAGAAAUGCGACUGUUCCUCGUGUGCGGUUGAGUCUAGAUGGUCUGCUUGUAUUAUUAAAACUUGUUCCAAACCAUGACACCAUUUGUCUUGUGACUAAUUUUUCUUUGUGCAAAUGUAAUUUCAACCAUUAGGCUUGUUUUGACAUGUUUUCAUUAUUCUAAUGCAAAUGAAAUUAUU